UCAAGGAUUACGUUUACGGCAGGUCGACAUGGUCCAGGAUGGCAUUGCUGGAAGCUCCGCCACCCUUACUAAAAUGACCUGUAAACUGAGAUUAGUCUGCAGGAAAGCCUUGAAGAAGUUCAAAAGGAAGACAGGACAACACAUAGGGGGAAGAACGGAAUUUGUAAUGAUAGAUGAAAGCAACUUCCGCCAUAAAAGGAAGUAUCGACAAGGAAGAGCUGGUCAGACAUGGAGGAGAAAGAAGUGGGUCUUUGGCAUGCUUGCCAUAAAGGGUCAAAGAAGACUGCCAAUUUUGCGACUUGUAGAACGGCGCUCCAGAAAUCACCUGCUUCCCAUCAUUAGAAGACAUGUUCGCCAAGGGUCAACCAUUUUAAGCGACGAGUGGAGACCCUACAGAGCUCUAUCAAGUCUUGGUUACACUCACUACUCAGUAAACCACAGCAGAUGGUUUGUUGAUCCAAACCAUGGUGGACACACACAAAAUAUUGAAAGAGCUUGCGCGGUUGGCUACAUUCCUACAGGCCAUGCUGACGUGAAGUUUGAGACCAGAGAAUCAAUAUACAACACAGAAUUCAUUGACUCGCCUGAGGAUGUGAAGAACCAGCAGUAUAUCUCCAGCGACUCGGAGCGUUCCUUUACAAACACCUACUGA
Molecule: messenger RNA, 652 nt
Organism: Rhinichthys klamathensis goyatoka
Lineage: Eukaryota; Metazoa; Chordata; Actinopteri; Cypriniformes; Leuciscidae
Exons: 3
Coding region: 29-652 (207 amino acids)
Source: RefSeq, a predicted model, not a curated record